Molecule: messenger RNA, 1014 nt
Organism: Laetiporus sulphureus 93-53
Lineage: Eukaryota; Fungi; Basidiomycota; Agaricomycetes; Polyporales; Laetiporaceae
Product: ribosomal protein S5 domain 2-like protein
Exons: 4
Coding region: 1-1014 (337 amino acids)
Biological process (GO): nuclear polyadenylation-dependent rRNA catabolic process; U4 snRNA 3'-end processing; U1 snRNA 3'-end processing
Cellular component (GO): nuclear exosome (RNase complex); cytoplasmic exosome (RNase complex)
Source: RefSeq, a predicted model, not a curated record
AUGGCGACAAUAUCAAUUUCUAAGGCGGAGAAGUCAUAUGUUCAAAGUUCUCUCCGCAACGACCCUCCACUCCGUGCUGAUGGACGCGCACUCCUUGAUUUCCGGACUGUGUUGCUUGAGACUGGCGUCGCACCCUUAGCAAAUGGAAGUGCCAAGCUGAACAUAGGUAAAGCGCCGUUGGAAGGCGGGGACGGCACAGAGGUGAUUGCGGCCACAAAACUGGAGGUGGAGGACGUUGAGUCAGGCGACGGGAUUGAUGGCGGCCGCAUUGUUUGCUCAGUGACAUGCUCUCCCUCUGCCUACCCUCAUCUAUCCUCAAAUUCCCUCGACGAGCUCCAAUAUGACCUAACGACUAUCCUCCACCAAACCAUCGCUCAUCCAUCUUUGCAUCCAUCCAACCUCAGCAUCUUGCCAGGUAAGAAAGCCUGGCUUCUACACCUAGAUGUCGUCGUACUCGCGGACGCGGGCAAUGUCCUUGACGCAAUUUUUACGGCAUCCCGCGCCUCGCUUUGGGACACGAAGGUCCCUCGCACGCGUGCAAUUCAGUAUCAGGCGAAGAAACCAGCAUUUACAAACGCGGAUGUAGACAUGGAUGAGGGGCAGGGACCAACCAUCAGCGGCUUUGACACGCGCAAUAUAGCGAAGGCCGCAGUAGAUUUUGAGCUCCCAGACUAUUGGGAUGAGGGUGAGAUCCUCGACGGAAGAGAAUGUUGGCCAGUAUCUGUCACUUUGAACGUUCUGUCCCCAAUUCACUACCUGGACGCUACACUGACUGAAGAGGCCUCCACUCCCGUGAAACUACUACUGGCAUUCUCGUUCCCUCGCGAUUCACCGCCUCGUAUACAGGCAAUGCGACUGCUCGGUCCAGGAGAGUUGUCGUUAGAGCAAACGAAGUCUUUAAUCGCGGAUUCCCAAAAAUAUGCAAGUGAGCUGUUCAAUUCUCUAGAGUCAAAGCUGUGCGAUGAAGAUAUACGGAGAAACAUCAAAGCAAGAGACAAGUUCGCGCUGCGGUGA